AUGAAGCGUCUCAUGCAAUUUCCAAGAAAUCCAAGAAGCCCCAAUGGAAACGAUGUGGGAACUCAAUACAGAUCUGGCAUUUACUUCUACACUCCUGAUCAAGAGAAGGCAGCUUUAGAAUCCCGGGAUAGACACCAAAAGCUCUUGAACAUGAAGAUUGUUACCGAGAUUCUGCCCGCCAAGAAAUUUUACAGAGCUGAGGAGUACCAUCAGCAGCACCUGGCCAAGGGAGGGCGUUUUGGUUUCAGGCAAUCAGCCGAAAAAGGUCACCAUAUCUGCUUCUCUGUGUCCAACUUCGACUCCUUUGUUCAGAGCCUUAAGGAAAAAGGAAUCGAGGUACAUGAGAAGGCGCAACCAGAUGGGAAGACCAAACAAGCAUUUUUCUUUGAUCUAGAUGGGAAUGGAUUGGAGGUCUCUAGCCAGAGCCCCGUUCAAUAA
Messenger RNA from Fraxinus pennsylvanica, 438 nucleotides. Lineage: Eukaryota; Viridiplantae; Streptophyta; Magnoliopsida; Lamiales; Oleaceae. The record is from the annotation of a GenBank genome assembly.